AUGCCCGGCACAGCCAUCCUCAGCCAAGGCGUCGGCUACGGCGUCGUCUUGGGAAUCGGAUGCUUCUUCACGCUCCUCAUGAUCGGCCUCACCAAGCUGCAGACGCGGUACACGCCCAUGAAGAUGACCAGCAUCUCUGAAUUCGCCUCCGCCUCGCACUCAGUCAAGCCCGGCCUCAUUGCUUGUGCCAUCGUCUCGUCGUGGACUUGGGCUGCAACAUUGCUCCAGUCUUCGGCGAUGGGUUACAAAGUCGGAAUUUGCGGACCAUACGCCUACGCUGCUGGAGCGACUGUCCAGAUCUUCAUGUUCGCCGUCAACGCUGCCAAGAUCAAGAUGAACGCGCCCAAGGCUCACACAUUCCUCGAGGUCAUCCGCGCACGCUGGGGCACCAUCCCGCACGUCGUCUUCACCUUCUACGCCUUCGCCACCGCCUUCCUGGUCAGCUCCAUGCUGAUCACGGGUGGCUCUGCGACCGUCACCGACCUCACCGGCAUGAGUACCUGGGCGGCUUGCUGGCUCAUCCCGCUCCCCGUCGGCGCCUACACUCUCGUCGGCGGUUUGCGAAGCAGUCUCCUCGCGGACUUCAUCCACACCUUCUUUCUCUUCGUCAUCAUCCUGCUCUUCAUGUUCGAGGUCUUCGUCACGAACGACAAAAUUGGCUCGCCGAGCAAGAUGUACGACUUGCUCGUCCAGGCUGGUCAAGACUGGCCGGUUACCGGUAACAAGGACGGAUCGUACCUCACCUUCUCCUCCAAGACCGGCAUGGUGUUCAUGGUCAUCAACUUGAUCGGCAACUUCGGACACUCGCGGAAUCUUAAGCUGACCUUCCCAAACUUGUCCUGCUCGCUCCGCUGUUCGUCACCUUCGCGUACGCCUGCGACAUCAAUAGACUGGCAACGCGCCAUCGCCAGUGUACCGAGCACGGCCGUGAAGGGAUACAUGCUCGGCGGUAGCGCAUGGCUCUCGAUUCCGCUCGGAAUGGCCGCUACUCUCGGCUUGUCGGCAGUUGCCCUCAAGUACGACCCGAGCUAUCCGAACUACCCUAUCGGCCUUACUCCCGCCGAAGUCUCUGCUGGCUUGCCCGCGGCCGCCGCUGCGCAGACCCUCCUCAAAGCCGGCGGCGCCGCUGCACUCCUCGUCGUGCUCUUCCUCGCCGUCACCUCGGCUACCGCAGCUGAACUCUGCGCCACUUCUACGGUCAUGACGUACGACAUCUACCUUCCCUACAUCCGACCGACCGCCUCCGAGAAGGAACUCCUCCGCGUCGACCACAUUGGCAUCGUGAUCUGGUGCCUCGUCAUGGCGAUCAUCGGCUGGCUCGUCGCUGCCGCCACCCUGAACGACGGGGCUGUCAACAUGGAGACGACAUUCCAGGACUACCCCAUGCUCACCGGCAACGUCCUCUCCAUCGGCAUCGCCUCCAUCAUCGCCUUCACCGGCUCGCUCAUCUGGCCCGAGAACUACGACUGGGUCGAGACUCGCGCCUUGCACGCCCACACCGAAGCGUCCGAGAUCGUCCCCGAGUCGCCGGUCGAAGGCCUCGACGACGACUCGAAGAACGAGAAGGGCGUCGUUUCGCCUGACCAGGGUCGCUCGGCGGCGCCGUCCAUCGAGGGCGUCGAACUCGACACGCCUGAGCACUUGCGCAAGACGCACCGUUUUGCGACGAUCGUCGCCACGUGCAUGUUUGUCAUCCUGAUGAUCCUCAUCCCCGUCCCGCUCGCCGCGUCCGGCUGGAUCUCGACCAAAGUCGGCUUCACAACCUACGUCGUCAUCGCCUUCAUCUGGGUCUUCUACGGUGCCUUCGCCGUUUGCAUCUACCCGAUCUGGGAGUACCGCAAGAGCCUUGCGACCAUCUUCGGGCACAUCUGGGCGGACGUGACCGGCAAGGGCAAGAAGUGA
Rhodotorula toruloides NP11 is the source of this 1902-nucleotide messenger RNA. RefSeq names its product urea transporter. Gene Ontology annotation, molecular function: urea transmembrane transporter activity. The record is from RefSeq and is a predicted model, not a curated record. Gene Ontology annotation, cellular component: plasma membrane. Lineage: Eukaryota; Fungi; Basidiomycota; Microbotryomycetes; Sporidiobolales; Sporidiobolaceae. Gene Ontology annotation, biological process: urea transmembrane transport. Bases 1 to 1902 code for a protein of 633 amino acids. The transcript is spliced from 13 exons.